CUAACGUUGAAGAUAUUUAAGAAAAUAACGGAGAUCAAAUUGCAUUGCGUUUUAUCAUUGAUUCGCGAAUUGUCUUUGUCGCUAUAAUUCGUUAUUUCCUCGUUGCGGAAGUAAAAGUUUUAUAAUAACUCUUCGUAAUAAGAGUCGCUUCUAAAGAUGUAUUUGCAUGAAACGACUUCACAGAACGAUCGUCUCGAGACAGAUCCCCCGAUGCGGAAUUGUAUAUGGAUUAAUAAAGUGGUUCGUGCUUGAGAAUUUAAUUUCAUUUCACUCCAUAUGGUGAGAUCGGUCUCGAUUGAUCCCGUUGACAGCGCAAAGUAUUUUUGAUCGUUACAAGAUAUAAUUCUGAUUUCAUAGUGAAAAUCAUGGCAUUGCAAUUACAGAUCUUGUCAAAUGUUCUGCAGCGACUGAAAAAUACAGAAACUACAGCAACUGGCUAUCUUUAUGGUAUUAUGUACAAUGAUACACUUGUGGUAUUAACAUUCGGCAUAAAUGAAAAUGAUAGUGAGAAUGAAAAUUUAAUUGACUAUAUGACUCUACAGUUGAAUUUACCUGCAGAUAUAUAUUGCUGUGGUAUAUUACAAAUUGGUGAAUGCCAAGAAAUAAAUCCAGAUGUGUUCAAGGACAUCGACAUCACUGAUAAUCCAUUGCUUUUAAAAUAUUCACAUAGUGCAUUAAAAGUUCAGGCAUACUUUUAUGUACAUCAGAAAUUAGAAGUUGCCAAUGACUUCACUAUUAUUAGCGGAGAUGAUCUUUCUCGAAAAUUUGCGUAUGUUAGAUUGCAAGCAACACUCCCACUGGUUGCUCAGGAUGGCAACAUAUUGGAAGCAUUGGAGGAAUCACGAAAAAAUAUUGCAUCUGGAAAAAUAGGUAUACAUUUCCCUACAAACAAUAUGUACCUCUUCAGAACUGACAAUGAUUUGAAAGGUACACUGAUAAAAGAUAUUUUAUGUGCAUCUAAAGACUAUGAUAAAUCUUUCAAAGCAUCAAACAAAAAUCAUCAUACAGGGGCUACAGAUAUUAUAAACGCACACAUGUUAUUGAAGAUAUCAGGUGAGAAGAAUUCUGAAGAAUCUAUCAAAUAUGCUCCUGUCUUGCAGCAUAUCAAAAAAUCCUUCAACAGUCUAGAAUGCAGCUUACAUAUUGAUGCAUUAUCAUUGGUGAAUCUAAAUGUGAAAUCUGCGGAGCUACACGCGAUCCUUGUGGAAUCUAUUUGCCGAAACAUUAGGUUAAUUGAGAUACAACAAGAAAAACAGUCCGAGGAGACAGACUUUUCUACAAAAUUGCCCGAGAUAAUGCAUUUCAAACCUCAAGGCUGCGGACAUUUAUUUACAGUGGCAUAUCCUAGCAAUUUUACUAAUGACAGCACAAUGGAAUACCGUAAGGCUUUACAUAAAGCUUUAGCGUUUGAUUUAACUAAACCGUAUUUCCGACGUGGUAAUGCUGUAAAACUUCAUACACAAGCAAAUGAGAUUCUCAUAAAUCCUCAUGAAGCUAUUUCGCAUAAAGGUAUCACGGGGAAAUUAAGUAUCAUAUACGGUUUGUAUUCGUAUCAUCAUUACAUGCAAGAUGACUUUGAUGACAACGGAUGGGGAUGUUCCUACAGGUCUCUCCAAACAAUAAUUUCGUGGUACAGAUUACAAGGUUAUACCGAUAUACCAAUACCUACACAUUGCAAGAUACAGCAAUGUUUAGUUGAUAUAGGCGAUAAACCGUUUGCCUUCAUUGGUAGUAAACAGUGGAUUGGUUCGACUGAAAUCAGUUUCGUGCUGUCGACUCUCCUUAAUAUAGACACAAAAAUACUGUGCGUAUCAAGUGGAGAGGAGAUGUCAGCCUUAAUUCCACAGCUAGCAAAUCACUUCGAUACUCAGGGUACACCUGUCAUGAUCGGUGGCGGAGUAUUGGCCCACACGAUUUUAGGUGUUAGUUAUGAUGAGCAUUCUGGGGAAGGAAAGUUCUUAAUUCUAGAUCCACAUUACAUGGGUGCAGAACACUUAACCACCAUAUUGAACAAAGGAUGGUGUGGGUGGAAAACAAAAGAUUUCUGGAAAAAGGAUGCAUUUUAUAACAUGUGCCUUCCACAAAGACCUAUAACUUUCUGAUACUAAAUAUAUUGGACUGACAUAAAUUUUCUAAAUGUAAUUUAAUGCAGAAAUAUCUCUGCUACAUGUUCACAUACAUAUUUAUAUAUA
Molecule: messenger RNA, 2192 nt
Organism: Dinoponera quadriceps
Lineage: Eukaryota; Metazoa; Arthropoda; Insecta; Hymenoptera; Formicidae
Gene: Ufsp2
Product: ufm1-specific protease 2
Exons: 11
Coding region: 366-2102 (578 amino acids)
Source: RefSeq, a predicted model, not a curated record